Molecule: messenger RNA, 466 nt
Organism: Uranotaenia lowii
Lineage: Eukaryota; Metazoa; Arthropoda; Insecta; Diptera; Culicidae
Product: cytochrome c oxidase subunit 7C, mitochondrial-like
Exons: 3
Coding region: 115-318 (67 amino acids)
Biological process (GO): mitochondrial electron transport, cytochrome c to oxygen
Source: RefSeq, a predicted model, not a curated record
GAAAUUCACCAAAUUUUUGACAACUCCGCUACUGCGUGGUGAAUAAAUCAGCCCCCGUUUUCGCAUUCACGAGUAUUUUACGCAGCUCGUACGAGAAAAUCAAUUCAAGCCAACAUGUUGGGUCGCGUCGCCACCGUUUCCCGUUCCGGAAUGACCAACCUGGUCCGCUACUCGCACUCCCACGGUGGAAUUCCCGGCGAGAACCUGCCCUUCAGCCUCGGAAACCGGUACAAGAUGACCGCUAUGUUCAUUGCGUUCUUCGGUUCCGGACUGGGAUUGCCGUUCUUCGUUCUGCGGCACCAGCUGCUUAAGAUGUAAAUCUUUACGCUCGGAAUGUAGACACAACUGACUGUGACUCGUUUGGUUAAGGUGUUGAGCUUUAGAGAGUCAAAAGGUGUUGAACCGGUAGGUUCGAUUCCUUGGCAAAAAUUUGAAUGUAAGAAAUAAAGUCAGAUGAACGUAUAAA